GGCGCUGAUGCAGACAGGGGCGUUCGCCGGAGCCACGCGUACGAAGAGAAGAGGAGACCCGCCAUGUCACGCUCCUACUCCCAGAACGACCGCCGGGCCACCAGCGACGACCGGCGUCCCCCCAGCGAUGACCGCCGGCCCUCUGUUGACCGCAGACUGGACCGGAGGCGGAGGAGCCGGAGUCGGAGUCGGAGCAGGAGCAGGAGCCGGAGCAGAACAAGGCCCCGGAACUCUUACAGUGGCAGCCGGAGGGAUUCAGACUGGCGACCACGCGGUGGUGAUUUCGAUCAGCCACGCAGUGGCGACCUAGAUCAGAGCAAGGUGCCAGCAGAGUCUAGAACUGCUGCUGGCCGUGACGGUGAUGUGGACCGCGAUGAUGUCAAUAAAUUGCCGAGGGAUCCGAAGCUUCUUCACUCCGAGGUGGUAAUGGUGGAGGACGGCGCCAGCCGUGAAGACGAAGAUGCGGUGGAACCGGAGCAUGAUGGUGCAAGGCCUGAAGAUGAAGAUGCAGAGUAUGAAUAUGAAGAGGUGGUGGAAUCAGAUGAUCAUGGCGAAGAUGAUGAUGGUGUCACCUAUGAAUAUGAAGAGAUGGAAACAGAGGACAAUGGUCAGGAUGAUGAAGCUGUUGCUGUUGCUGGCCUGAAUGAUGCAGAUGCUGUGGAAAUAAAUGCCAGCCACCAACUGCCCAUGGUGGAUGUUCAUCCAUCAGAGCCUGCUGAGGAACCGGCGCACACGCAGUCCCAGCUCAGCGACGUGGAGGAGGACACGGAGGCGGGCGUUGUGCGUGUGGAUGCAUGCCUGAUUGAACCAGUGGCUGAAAACAGUGAUUGUUCUGAAGUUAGAGGUGAAAAGGAGGCUCCGCAAAGUCAACCUGAAACUGAGCUUGAAGUUAGAGGUGAAAUGGACGCUCUCCAGAGUGAACUUGGAACUGAACUUCAAGUUAGAGCUGAAUUGGAGGCUCCGCAGAGUGAACUUGAAACCGAACUUCAAGUUGCAGGUGAAAUGGAGGCUCCGCAGAGUCAACCUGAAACUGAGCUUCAGGUUGCCGAUGAAAUGGAGGCUCCUCAAAGUAAAUCUGAAACUGAACUUCAAGUUGCCGAUGAAAUGGAGGCUCCGCAAAGUGAACUUGAAACUGAACUUCAAGUUGCAGGUGAAAUGGAGGCUCCGCAUAGUGAACUUGGAACUGAACUUGAUGUGGCAGGUGAAAUGGAGGCUCCGCAAAAUCAACUUGGAACUGAACUUCUGGCAGUUGAGAUGGAGGCUCUGCAUAGUGAACCUGGAACUGAACUUCAACUGGCUGGUGAAAUGGAGGCUCUGCAAAGUGAACCCGAAACUGAACUUGUCGAGGAAAUUCCACAAAUGGAAAUUGAGCUUGGAACUGAAGUUCAAGUGGCAGGUGAAAUGGAGGCUCCGCAAAGUGAACCUGAAACUGAACUUGUUGAGGAAAUUCCACAAAUGGAUAUUGAGCUUGGAACUGAACUUCAAGUAGCAGUUGAAAUGGAGGCUCUGCAAAGUGAACAUGAAUCUGAACUUGUCGAGGAAACUCCACAGAUGAAAAUUGAGAUUGGAACUGAACUUCAAGUGACAGGUGAAAUGGAGGCUCCGCAAAGUAAGUAUGAAUCUGAACUUGUCGAAGAAACUCCACAAAUGGAAAUUGAAGCUGCUACUGGUGAUCCUACCAGAGCUGAAGAAGAGCUUCCGGCUUGGUAUCAAAUUUUUGACCUGAAUGUCGGCGGAACUCGUGCGAGCUGUGAAGUGACUGAGAUUCCCGGUGAUCCUCCUGAAGAACAUGCUUGUGAUUCUCUGCCUGAUUUAGUUGGUCAGAUGAGCCAACAAGCAUAUUAUGAUCCUCCAGAUAACCAAGUUCAAGAUAAACAUGCAGAUGAAAACCAACAUUUGGAGGAUGAUCAGGUACUUCUAAAUCAGGGUAUUGGCAUGCAUGAUUUAGAUAAGAACUACCAGAACAGCGAGCAGAUGCUUGUAAAUCAGAGAGCCAAUGAGCAUGGACAUGGUGAUCAACAGCCUGAGAGCGAGCAAAUGCUUUUAAACAAUGAGGAAGCAAUGCUAAAGCAAGAUGCCGAGGAGCAGGUGGAGAAUGAGCAGUUGCUACCUCAUCCUGCUACAGACGUUAAUCACCGGAUUAAGGAGGAGCAAAUGCUUCUAGAUGAUGUUACAGUUGUGCAUGACUUGGAUCAUUGUGAUCUGAACGGUGAACAGAUGCUAGUAAAUGAUGAUUCAGUUAAUAAAUCUGCAGUUGAUGGAGCCCAGUUAAAGGAUGGGCAAAUGCUUGUGGAUCGGGCUGCAAAGAGACAAGCCACACUUCGCAGCCUGGGCAAUGGUCAAAUGAUGAUUCCUAUAAUUAAUUUGGAUGACGACGACGACGAUGAUGAUUAUGCAGAGCAGCCUGAUACCAGAGAGUUCUUAGAACCCAAAAGUGAUACCUUACACAUGGAUAAUUUUCUGCCAGAACGUAUGUGUUCUCAAGACGAGCAAGCCGCAAGCUUUCCUGACCAUCAGACUAACAUCCCAGCAUCUUCUUCAUCGGUUCCACCACAUUCCGGAAAUAGGUGGACUUGGAUGGGAGCUGUCAAUGCACAGGGAAUUCCCAGUGAUGAUGGCGUCCUAUAUGGUGCCUUUGACAAGAUACCAUUAGAAGUGAUCAAUGUGUGGGACCUGCCGUCGUCGGAGCUGGGGAGUUCCUGAUGAGCCAGGAGGCAGCCAUCCAUGCCUGUGUUGUACGUGCGUGUGUGCGCUGACUUACGCUCCAGCUUACUGUGUGUCUGUUGUUAGUUAUCCUUGACCGUUGAAGGCCGGGCGCUGGAGCCGGUCGACCGGUUGCUGUUGAUCUGUACCAUGUGGUCUUAUGCUAGGUAGUACUAGUUUAGUUGUCUGUCUUGUUGUUAGAUCCCUGGUAGUAGAGUUGAAAGAGGUCGCAUUUCCUUGCUGGUCCAGGAAGAAAGUGGCUGGUGCCUCCUAUGGUACAGGGUAUGCAAACACUCUGUAGCUUGUUGACAGGCAGCCGCUCCUCCUACAGUUUUGACUGCAAAAGGAUAGGGUACCAAGUGUUGUUGGUCUAACCGUUCCGUUCCGUUUUGACUCACCUUGUGCUCAAGUGAAUGUUUGCUGAAGACUCGAGUCUGAUGACCUCCUCUUUGAUUCAGUAAGCAGUGUGAAGUGCAUGAUGUUUACUGGAUACUUGGCUGUAAUUACGCUGAGAAAGAUGAGUGCAUGGAACAGAAGAAAGGUGGCAACUUGUUAGGCUGUAACAUAACAAGUUGGCAAGCACCACAUGGCCGGCCAAUCACCGUCGUCCUUGUCGCUCGGUCGUCUGUCUAUGAUGAGCGAGGAAGCUGGCAUGAUCGGGUCUGUCUGUCUAUGAUGAGCGAGGAAGCUGGCAUGAUCGGUUUGGUGCUGGGUCAGUGCUUCUAACUGGACUUGUUCUGUGUUGGAAGGGAACAGCAAUACUCUGCUGAUGCAAUGGCAUUGUGAUGGAAGAUGUUAUCUUUUCUUUCUUUCUGAACUGAUGUGAUGGAAGAUGUUGGUGGUAGGCAGGGUAAGGGUGAGAAGGUCUGCUGUAUAACAACUAACUGUCUGAAAUUGUUACUGAAUCGUACCCUCU
Molecule: messenger RNA, 3619 nt
Organism: Hordeum vulgare subsp. vulgare (domesticated barley)
Lineage: Eukaryota; Viridiplantae; Streptophyta; Magnoliopsida; Poales; Poaceae
Product: FK506-binding protein 5-like
Exons: 4
Coding region: 64-2703 (879 amino acids)
Source: RefSeq, a predicted model, not a curated record